GUUGUGUCACCCACUGAAAUGAACAGUGCCCCUUUGGAAGGUCCCUGGUCUUUGUUAGUUUCAAGGAAAACAAGCUAUACAAUUGCUACUAAGGAAGAUGGUCUUUUUCAGACACAGCCUAAUCUCUGACUGGUCCAUGGUUUUCAACUGAAAUUGAUGAAGGGAACUGAAUUUUCUUUGAUAUCUACCAUUAAGGUGACUGAGCUAGGAUGGAUUACACCCUGGAGCCAAAUGUGUCCAUAACCACAGAAGACUAUUAUCCAGAUGAGCUAGCUAGUCCCUGCCACACUGCAUUCACCCAGAAGUUCAGCUCUCUGCUUCUUGCGUUGCUCUAUUGCCUCCUCUUUGUCUUCGGCCUGCUGGGGAACAUCCUGGUCAUUCUGGUGCUGGUAGCCUGUAAGAAACUGAGAAGCAUGACUGACAUGUACCUGCUGAACUUGGCCAUCUCUGACCUGCUCUUCGUGUUCUCCUUCCCCUUCCUGACACACUACACUCUGGACCAGUGGGUCUUUGGGAACACCAUGUGUAAGAUCAUCUCGGGAGUCUAUUACAUCGGUUUCUUCAGCAGCAUCUUUUUCAUCACCAUCAUGAGCAUGGAUCGGUACCUGGCCAUCGUCCACGCGGUCUACGCCUUGAAGGUGAGGACAACCAGGAAGGGCAUGGCCGUCAGCCUCCUGGUGUGGCUGGUGGCUGUUUUAGUCUCUUCCCCUGUGCUGGUGUUUUAUCAGGUAUCUUCAGAGGAGGGGACCCUCAAGUGCUACUCCUUCUAUGGAGAGAGAGCUAGUGAGUGGAAAGUCAUCACCUACUUUGAAAUCAAUAUUCUAGGACUUGUCAUUCCACUCACCAUCCUUGUUUUCUGUUACACCAACAUCCUGAGGCACCUGAAGGGCUGUCAGAACCACCACAAGAUCAAGGCCAUCAGGCUGGUGCUCAUUGUGGUAGUAGCAUUUUUCCUUUUCUGGGUUCCCUUUAACUUGAUGCUCUUCCUGAAUUCCCUACACAACCUGCACAUCCUGGAUGGGUGUGAUCUGAGUCAGAAACUCAGCCAGGCCACCCAGAUAACCGAGGUCAUCUCCUUCACCCACUGUUGUGUCAACCCUAUAAUUUAUGCUUUUGUGGGGGAAAAGUUCAAGAAGCACCUCUCUGAAAUCUUUAGGAAAUACAAGAGUUAUUUCUGGGUAUGCAAAGAAAGCUAUUUCUCCCAAGAACACAUGGACAGAUUAUCCGUACAUCAACCCCACUCACGUUCCUCCACCACAGACUAUAUUUUGUGAAGCAGAAUGGUCCUGAAAACCCAGCAGAAAGUAUUUGUGUGGGAUUCAGAGACUGGAGAAGGAAGCAAGGGAGAAGAUGCUUUGUUUACAGAUAUUUGCAAUUUUCAAGUCUCUUCUAAUAUGGAUUAAAUACUAUCUUCCUUCCAUCCUUCACUUCACAUGAGGCCAUUUGCAAUUUUUGGCUAUAUUCCCUGACUGAUGCUUUCUUUGGAGGUAGAAGAAUUAGCCCAAACUAAAUGCUGACUGCAUAAACCAGAGUGUACCAAAAGUGUGUAUAAGGAUCCUUAAGUUGGGGAUGGUCAGGCUCUGACCAUUGACUUUAAUUUCAUCUGACCAGCAUUGCAAAUAUCAAGAGGUAUAUAUAAGGUAAACACAUUAGAAUGGUGUUCAGAUGAAGCUGCGUUCUAAGCUUGGUUCUGCUGCUAACCAAGUGUGAGACUGUGAAUAAAUCAGUUCACUUCUUUGUGAACAAUAGCUUCCUCCACCUCCCUGUUUUUAUACAAGUUGCAUUCCUAGUCUGGAUUGCACCUCCCGCUUUACUCUCCCUCAUGGAAUAAUCCCCAACUUCCUUCCAAGACACUUUCUUCAUAUGGCUUUUGCUGAUCCACUUUGCCCCCUCCCCACCAAGGUGUUAAUAUUCAGUCUUGUUCUUGAAACAACUUUGUAUUUACUCAUACGUGUAAAUGUUGAAGCCACUUGGACAAUGUACACUUCCUGUGGGGGGUAGAGGAUGGUUUCCUUUGUGUUUAUAACCCCAGAUACAGCUCCCUGCACUUUCUCUUGCAAAAGCAGAGGCACUUUAACAAAAAGUAUUGAAUAAAACUGAAUUGAUUGGAGAAUAUGGGUUUUUUCAGAACUACCCGUCAUUAUAACAUAAAAAACAAGUUUAUUCUGAAUCUUUCAGAGGACUUUGAAGGAAACCCAUCCCUGUACAAUCAGAGGGGAAGACAUUCAAAGCCCAACUCUGAGUCCUGAAAAUUAUGAAAAUCCUGGAGACUACCAUGUCUCAGAACUGAUCUAGUUCAGGGUGGAGUUCUCCCAAACUGAAGAACAAAGAGAAGCUAGCAAUGACUGAAGGACAGGACAGAAGGAAACCCCUGCAGGGAUUUUAUUUUGUGAAUUUUGAGAACAAAGUCUAAGCAGGGCAGGCUGGACCCAGUGGGCAGGCCUCCAUUCUACGGAACAAAGAACCAUGAUGGAGUUGGAUGAAAAGGCUUGAUGGUUCAAAGAAUGGCUACUUCUUGGAGAUCAACUCAAGGACAUUGAAGAUUUAAUUUCCUCCUUGAUGGGCAUCUAAAUGUUUUUCUGUCUAUAUGUAGUUUUUAUUUGUUGAUGUUUUUGUUUAAAAAAAUAUCCUCUGAUGAAAACUUCUUUGUGAUAUAUGUCUGUAUAUGAAUUUGUGUAGGUAGGAGGGUGAUGGAGAAUGCCUGUGACUACUGAAAACAUUCUAAAUAUAAUCAAAACAAAGAACUGGGUUUGGAAUAGCUAGGGUUUUCUGAGUUCAGAGCUAGCAUUUAUCUAGUUUGUAGACUCUGAGGCUGUAUUUGUGAGAAAAGUUGAUAAACCAUAAUGCUUCUAAACAAUUGAUGUUUAUUGAUUAUUGAUCAUAUUUAUCUACAAUAGUAGAAAGAAAUGAUUCAUGUGGAAUAGGACCAAUUCACCCAUAGGAUAAAACAAGUUAUAAGCAAGGUUAGGUAUGGUUUGGAAUAUAAGAUGCACCUAGAGAAAACACUCCAGACUCCUAAAUAAUGGGAGAAGAAAGAGGUGUGUUCUGGAAGAGACCAUUUCCCUUCUUUCCCCUUG
This is a messenger RNA of Sarcophilus harrisii (Tasmanian devil), 3077 nucleotides long. It is a transcript of the gene CCR8, whose product is annotated as C-C motif chemokine receptor 8. The transcript has 3 exons. The coding region runs from base 210 to 1274 and encodes 354 amino acids. The record is from RefSeq and is a predicted model, not a curated record. Gene Ontology annotation, biological process: immune response; positive regulation of cytosolic calcium ion concentration; G protein-coupled receptor signaling pathway. Gene Ontology annotation, molecular function: C-C chemokine receptor activity. Gene Ontology annotation, cellular component: membrane. NCBI's taxonomy places the organism in Eukaryota, Metazoa, Chordata, Mammalia, Dasyuromorphia, Dasyuridae.